UAAGACAUUUGUCAUUUGUCAAUUUUUAUCAACGACCUACAAACUGCAGAAGGUCGAUCUUACGGUUUUUAUAAAAACCGUCCCGAUCAUCUGGACGGAAUAGUUGUGAACACAUUUAAAAAUCAACAAUGUUGCGAACGAUUCUUGUACGAAACCAAGUUCUGAAUGAUAGUCUAAAAAAAGCUAUACGGUCAAAUAUCACGCGAUGCAUGAGCACAGAACUGUCUAGGAGGAAACUUUCUAACAGGUUAUUAUGUUCACAAGAGAAGAAAAUUUUGACAGUACCACAAUGGACCAUCCAGAUGAGAUACUAUGCAGAUUUACCUACCCACACAAAGGUGAAUCUGCCAGCUCUGUCACCCACCAUGGAAAGUGGUUCCAUUGUCAGUUGGGAGAAAAAAGAGGGAGACAAACUAAGUGAAGGUGAUCUCCUUUGUGAAAUUGAGACUGACAAGGCAACAAUGGGCUUUGAAACACCCGAAGAAGGUUACCUGGCCAAGAUCCUUAUUCCGGCGGGCACGAAGGGCGUGCCUGUCGGGAAGUUGCUCUGUAUCAUCGUGGAAAAUCAGGCAGAUGUAGCUACCUUCAAAGAUUUCAAAGAUGAUUCACCGCCGAUUAAGCCGAAAAGACCACAGGCAAAGGAAGAACCAGCAGCGGCAGCGCCCCCUCCGGCCGCGGCGCCCUCCGCCCCUGCAGCAGCGCCCGCCGCGCCCCGCGCCGCCCCCGCCGCCCCCGCCGCCCCUGCCGCGGCCCCCGCGACCGCCGCUGCGCCCGCGCCCUCAGGUAGGGUGUACGCCAGCCCCAUGGCCAGGAGGCUCGCCGAGCUGAAGAGCAUUAGACUCGGAGGGCAGGGCUCCGGCCUGUACGGGUCGAUCAAGAGCGGUGACGUGGCAGGCGCGGCCGCCGCCCCCGCCGCCCCGCUGCCGCCGCCGCCGAUGCCCGCCCCCGGCGCCACCUUCGUCGACAUCCCGCUGUCGGGCAUGCGCGAGACCAUCGCCAAGCGACUCAGCGCCGCCAAGCAGACCAUCCCGCACUACCAGCUCUGCGCCACUGUCAACGUUGAGAAGACCUUGGCCAUGAGGAAGUUGGUCAACGAAAAGUUGGCUGCUGAGAAGUCUGAUAUUAAGGUGUCAGUAAACGACUUCAUCGUUAAGGCAGUGGCUGCUGCGUCCAAGCGAGUGCCUACUGUUAACUCUCAUUGGAUGGAAUCUUUCAUUAGACAAUUCUCCAAUGUAGACGUGAGCGUGGCAGUGGCGACACCUUCUGGUCUGAUCACGCCGAUAUUGUUCAACGCGGACUCGCGCGGAGUCAUCGAUCUGUCCAGAAACAUGAAGGAACUCGCGCAGAAGGCAAAGGAGGGCAGAUUGCAGCCUCAGGAGUACCAGGGCGGCACCAUCACCGUCUCUAACCUUGGAAUGUAUGGAAUCACAAUGUUCAACGCUAUCAUUAACCCGCCACAAUCGUUCAUUAUUGCGUGCGGUGGUUUGCAAGAAUUAGUUAUUCCAGACAAAAAUGAGCCACAAGGUUUCCGGACUGCUAAAUUCAUAACGUUCACGGCCUCAGCGGACCACAGGGUCGUGGACGGGGCGGUGGGUGCCCAAUGGAUGAAGGCCUUCAAGGAGAACAUCGAGGACCCCGCCAACAUGAUCCUAUAGAGACACACACACCCAUCACUCGCACACACAUAGAUUAAUUGACGAUAUCGCUUAGUACAAAUAACGUGUCUAACCCAUAAAAACAUUUUUGUAUACUUUUUUCUGCCGAUUUAAUAUGUAAGCGUAACUUAAUAUUUUCCCGUGCGACUUGUUUUCUUGUGUUCACUCGUUGGCUGAUAUUUGUACAGUGGCAUAUGUGGCUGUGUCAUCUAUCGACUAAAAUGAUUGUAUUGUAUACAUUUUUCUUAGUUUAUUUUUUUUUUGUUUUUAUAACACGUAUACUGUACUUUAUCUUAUUAUUUUACAAAGUAUUUGUUAUUAUGCAGUGAUAUUUGUACAUUUAAUUCGGUGUGCGCAGUUGAAAUCACGAUAAAUUAUUUAUUUAGUACAGUAAGAUGCAUUCGUACGAUGAAUGGUAUAGUUCAGAAUUUCCUUGUAAUUGUUUUUACAAUAUUUAUUUAUUCCAUCCUUACAAGAGGGCUAUUGUACAUCUUUUCCUAAAAAAAUAGUAAUAAGUAGUGAAAUAUUUUGUUCUCGUUAGCAAAAUCUCGUUAUUAUAUAUUUAUUUGUAAAAUAUCGAAGAGGCAUUAUGUUUGAAUUUCGGAAUAUAGAUCUAUGAAACACAAUUAUUUCUACCCUCAACAUAUUCAAAGAUGCGUUCAGAAUACGCAAUACUGUAAUUAUAGCAUAUUAAUAUAUUAAACCGGCUUAAUGCGAGGACUUAGUCGCUUUUAGAAUGACGAUAGUUCAGGGACCUUAAUAAUGGCUAUAUCGAUAAUAUGAGAUUUAUUUGAAAAGUUACAACUUCAUGUCGUUAUUAUGCUAUGCAUUGAUUAGUAUCCAAUAUGGAACCUAAUUUUAAAUUAAUUAUUGAAUUAAUGGGUACACUGUUUAUAGUACGUUAUAGAUAUAUAUGGGGGAAAGUAUUAAUUAUACUACGUGUGCACGCGCCCAUAAAUAUGAACGCCGAGAGAUUGUUCUAUGCUAUAAAAUAUGCUAUAUUUUGUGUAAUCUGACCGCAUCUAAAGUGGACUAUGUAAAUAAAGGAACACUGCGCAAAUUCAGGUAAAACAUUUUCUUUUGUUAUCGGUGAUUUUUAUAAUGUUUUGAUGAUGCCAGAUGAUUUUAUGAACGUUAGUGGAAUAUAAUAUUUUACUUAUAGAA
Molecule: messenger RNA, 2819 nt
Organism: Manduca sexta (tobacco hornworm)
Lineage: Eukaryota; Metazoa; Arthropoda; Insecta; Lepidoptera; Sphingidae
Gene: muc
Product: dihydrolipoyllysine-residue acetyltransferase component of pyruvate dehydrogenase complex, mitochondrial
Exons: 10
Coding region: 129-1655 (508 amino acids)
Biological process (GO): pyruvate decarboxylation to acetyl-CoA
Cellular component (GO): pyruvate dehydrogenase complex
Molecular function (GO): dihydrolipoyllysine-residue acetyltransferase activity
Source: RefSeq, a predicted model, not a curated record